This is a messenger RNA of Arctia plantaginis, 1560 nucleotides long. NCBI's taxonomy places the organism in Eukaryota, Metazoa, Arthropoda, Insecta, Lepidoptera, Erebidae. The record is from the annotation of a GenBank genome assembly.
AUGUCUGACGUGCCAGACCUCAGCAGUGACGAAGAGCAUUUCGAAGAUGAAGAAUGGCAGGAAAUGGAGAGCACCAACACAAUGGUAACAUGCCUAUUUUGUAAUAACACUCUGUCAAAUAUAGAAGAUGGAUUUUCUCAUUGUGAGAGCGUACAUAACUUUUAUUUGAAUAAUCUGAAAACAAAAUUUAAUAUGGACUGCUAUUCGUACAUAAAAAUGAUAAACUUUAUUAAAACACAUAAACCCGCCGCAGAGGUUAUAACAAAUAGUACGACCGUUCUUUGGGAUGAGGAGAAGUACUUGAAGCCAGUAGAAAAUGAUGAUUGGUUGACGUACGAUUUUGAGUCACUAACUGACAAACCUAGCUCUCCCAAGACUUACCAUGCUAAUGUCGAAAAUGGAUUAGUAACAUUGUCACAAGCUCACUUUCUAGAACUUCAAAGGACUAUUCAAACUUUGACACAACAAUUAAACGACAAUCAGACUCGUUUACAACUGGCGAAGGAGGAUAUAAAUACUAUGCAACAGUCGAUGAAAUCUAUAGUUGAAGGUGGAAACUCAAAUCUGAAUAAUGGUUCAUCUGUGAUUGUAAAUUGUGUUUCAAGUGUACCUCUAGAAAGUGAUGAAGGGUAUUUUAGUACAUAUGCCCACUUUGGAAUUCAUUACGAUAUGCUCUCAGACAAGGUUCGUACAGAAACAUAUAGAAAUGCAAUACUGAACAACAAGGAAACAAUUAAAGAUAAAGUUAUUUUAGACCUUGGUUGUGGUACAGGAAUUUUAUCUAUGUUUGCCGCAACCGCUGGAGCCAAGAAGGUUUAUGCUUUGGACCAGUCUGAAAUAAUCUAUCACGCUAUGGAUAUUAUAAGAGAAAAUAAUUUACAUAAUGUUAUAAAAACAGUUAAAGGUAGAUUAGAAGAUACUAAAUUAGAUGAAAGGGUUGAUAUUAUUGUUUCCGAAUGGAUGGGAUAUUUUUUGCUGUUUGAGGGAAUGUUAGAUAGUGUAAUAUAUGCAAGAAACCAUUGUCUUAAACCUAGUGGCCUUCUCUUACCAAAUAGGUGCAACAUAAGCCUUGUAGCUAAUGGAGACAUAGACACACAUAAACGGUUAAUUGAAUUCUGGUCUGAUGUCUACGGUUAUAAAAUGAAUUGCAUGAAGUCUGAAGUAGUGAGAGAAGCUAGUAUUGACAUAGUUGGAUCUAAACAUGUAAUUUCAAAACCGUACAUUAUUAAAGAAAUCGAUAUCAACACUUGUAAUAUUGAUGUAAUGGACUUUACAUCAAAAUUUAAACUUCCAAUUGUAAGAGAUGGUGUAUUGACAUCUCUUGUAGGUUAUUUUGAUACAUUUUUUGAUCUGCCUAAUUCCGUUGAGUUUUCUACCGGGCCCCACACAGCACCAACUCAUUGGAAGCAAACUAUUUUCUAUUUCAGAGAUUGUAAAGAGGUUAAACAGGGAGAUGUUAUUGAAGGUACUAUCAUUUGUAAUCGUCAGAAAACAGACGUUAGAGCUUUGUCCGUUCAAAUAAAUAUAUUUGGUAAAAGUCAUAAAUAUAUUCUUAGCUAA